Messenger RNA from Lactuca saligna, 2195 nucleotides. Lineage: Eukaryota; Viridiplantae; Streptophyta; Magnoliopsida; Asterales; Asteraceae. The record is from the annotation of a GenBank genome assembly.
AAUCUUUUUUUUUUUUUUUUUUUUUUCUUUUUUUUUCUGAUGGACUCAACGAGGAGGAUUCCAAUCUCCAUCUCAAUCUACCCUCUCUUCUUUCCACAAUUAUUGCACUACUUGCAGUAAAACCCAUCUUCAUCUAUCUUCGUGAUUAGCCCAGCCCCAUCUCCCUCAAGUAAAUAAUGAAUGGCGGUGUUGCAUCUCUUAAUUCAGAUGAGUCUGAGUUCGUUGAAGUAGAUCCUACCGGAAGAUAUGGAAGGUAUAAUGAGAUUUUGGGGAAGGGAGCUUCAAAGACAGUUUAUAGGGCUUUCGAUGAGUAUGAAGGCAUAGAAGUGGCCUGGAAUCAGGUAAAGCUGUAUGAUUUCCUGCAAAGUCCCGAGGAUCUUGAGAGGUUAUACUGUGAAAUCCAUCUACUGAAAACCUUGAAACACAACAAUAUCAUGAAAUUCUACACAUCCUGGGUUGAUACUGCGAACAGGAACAUGAAUUUUGUGACCGAGAUGUUCACUUCUGGUACCCUUCGACAGUAUAGGCAGAAACACAGGAGGGUUAAUCUAAGAGCAAUUAAACAUUGGUGUAGACAGAUCUUGAAAGGCCUGCUCUAUCUCCAUAGCCAUGAUCCUCCUGUUAUCCAUAGAGAUCUUAAAUGUGAUAAUAUUUUUGUUAAUGGGAAUCAAGGAGAAGUCAAGAUUGGUGAUUUAGGGCUUGCAGCCAUUCUGCGUAAAUCUCAUGCUGCUCGCUGUGUUGGAACACCAGAAUUCAUGGCUCCCGAGGUUUAUGCCGAGGAAUACAAUGAAUUGGUGGAUAUAUAUGCUUUUGGAAUGUGCAUUUUGGAGAUGGUCACAUUUGAAUAUCCUUAUAGUGAAUGUACUCAUCCCGCUCAGAUCUACAAGAAAGUUAUCUCGGGGAAAAAACCUGAUGCGCUGUACAAAGUUAAAGACCCCGAAGUGCGACAAUUUGUGGAGAAAUGUCUAGUUACCGUUUCUCUUAGGCUUCCAGCAAAAGAGCUACUCAAAGACCCUUUUCUCCAACCGGACGAUUAUGGCUACGAUUUGAGGCCGAUUGAUUAUUGGAGAGAUUUUGACGGAAUGCCUCUAAUAAAUAAUCAUUUAAUUACCAACAGCCCACCAACCGAUAACUACUCAAACUAUCUUGGUUAUGAACUUGAAGGAAAUGAAAUUGAAUUGUUCACAACCCAAGAACAAGACCAUCUUGAAGACAUCGAUAUUUCUAUCAAGGGAAGGAGGGGAGAUGACGAUGGCAUCUUCUUAAGACUACGAAUUGCCGAUAGAGAAGGGCGUGUUCGGAAUAUUUACUUCCCCUUCGACAUUGAAUCCGACACAGCAUUUAGUGUUGCAAAUGAAAUGGUUUUCGAGUUGGAUAUCACCAAUCAAGAUGUCCAUAAGAUAGCCGACAUGAUCGAUGGUGAAAUUUCUUGCUUAGUGCCCGAGUGGAAAAAAGGAUUAAGUCCAUUAGAAGAAAGCCCGCAUCACGAGAACAACGGUUUCUGCCAAAGUUGCGAGCCAAACGGUUCCCGAAUCAACUACUUACCCGCAAGGACCACGAAUGGAAAAAACCUACUUCACUGUUCGCGCCACCAUUGUGCCGCCAUCCAUGGCCGUUUUGAAGAAAUAACUUAUCAAUUUGAAGGGUCUGAGCAUUGUGUCACCGAGGGUGCACCCGUGGUCUCGAGCCAAUCUGAUGGAUUACAAUAUUCCGAUAUAUGGGCUCAUCACGAGGGACCAGAAAUGGGCACGAGUGAAUAUCAAUCGUGUACGGAGGACGAACCAGGAGAACGAGAAGUUUUGAAGGCGGUGAAGUUAAAGGUAUUGGAGGAAACUGAAACUACUCCCCACGAACAACAGGAUUUUGCAGAUGAUUAUGAAAAUGAAAUUAGACAAGAACUCAGAUGGCUCAAGGCCAAAUAUCAGAUGGAGCUAAGGGAGCUUAGAGAUAAACAACUAGGACUUGCUCCAAAAGUUUAUUCUAGCUCUAGUAAACAUACAAAAGAAAAAUCGUCAUCUUCAAUAGAACACAAGGAUGAUGAUCAUUUACUAAAAUCGUUCGCUUCGGGGACACAUUUUGUUUCUUUUCCUAUAAAUGAUGGGACAUGCGAAGAGACAAGUUUUGAGGACAAUUAUUUGCUUCCUCAAGCUCUUCAUAGGGCAACUUCUCUUCCUGUGGAUGCUAUAGAUGGUUGA